AUGUCCACAAACACUACCAACCAGCACAGUGCCGCCUUAAGCAACUCCGGCGACGAAGCUCCCGGCCCGCACAACUCCCCUUCCACGCCUAGCUCGCCCGGCUCGCCCGGCUCGCCCGCCUCGUCCACCGUCUCGUCCUCUAGCGACUCCGACGCUUUCGACCUCACCAUCGACAAUAUCCUACGCCUACUCGCUACGCGUGCCCCUCCCGCCGCGCAGCAGCAGCAGCAGCAGGUCGCGAGCAGCGCCGCGCAUGUCACACCGGCCGCGACCAUCGUCCCCACCAUCACAUUUACCCCCGUCACGGCAGUAACCACGGGCACGAACCACCCCGUCCCUACCGCUGCGAGCACGACGUCGACAGCGCCGGCUCCAGCUCCAGCUCCGGCUCCGGCCCUCCCCCCCCUCCCGCCCCGCCCCAGUGUCAGCCCCAUCACGCCGCUGAUGCCGUAUCUCACGCCCACGGGAGUGCACGACAGCGACAGCGACGUCGAGGAUUUUUUCCUCUCGCAUCAUGAUGACUCGCUUCCUCACCCUACCGAGGAGGGUGUGCAAUACCACCAUUACGACCACCACCACCACCUCUCCGCCCCCGCCUCCGCCUCGGCGCCCGCUACUACUACGGCGCACCUCGUCUACCCCCGCGCCCGCGCCACUACAUCCACCCCACACGCGACGUACCCCUUCUCAGCCGCGCAGAUCGCGGCCGCGCAGACGUACGUAAGGGGCGUGCUGCUAGCGCGUUUGAGGGGCUUGGUGGGUAAGUAGGGGUAUACGUGCUUGCUGCUGCUAUACCUAAGGGGGUAGCGUACGUAGGGUACUGCGGAGAGGUACGGGGGGAUGUAGGGAGAUUUAGAGUAGUACGGGGGUUUUUUGAGUUGGGGUAGGUAGUUUGGCUUUUGUUCGUGCGGGGCGAGGGAUGGUGGGGUUUAUAGGUUCGUUUAUGCGGGUUUGCUGAGGAUAAAUAUACGCGUAAGCUUGCCCUUCUUAAACGCUAUUAAGACUUCUGCGCUUCCUCCCGCCUUGCUACUUCCUGUGCUAAUAUAUCUCUUCUUCGUUAUCUUCCGGGUCGGUGAUAUGCGUGCAGUAUAGCCGUUAGGAGGAAGUCCGCUAUCUACUCUGCGUAGGGAUAGAAAGUCCUUUC
Messenger RNA from Aplosporella prunicola CBS 121167, 1144 nucleotides. RefSeq lists its product as uncharacterized. The coding region runs from base 1 to 768 and encodes 255 amino acids. Lineage: Eukaryota; Fungi; Ascomycota; Dothideomycetes; Botryosphaeriales; Aplosporellaceae. The transcript is spliced from 2 exons. The record is from RefSeq and is a predicted model, not a curated record.